This is a messenger RNA of Mercenaria mercenaria, 5130 nucleotides long. RefSeq names its product GTP-binding protein 2-like. Bases 159 to 1826 code for a protein of 555 amino acids. The transcript has 12 exons. Gene Ontology annotation, molecular function: GTP binding; GTPase activity; translation elongation factor activity. The record is from RefSeq and is a predicted model, not a curated record. NCBI's taxonomy places the organism in Eukaryota, Metazoa, Mollusca, Bivalvia, Venerida, Veneridae. Gene Ontology annotation, biological process: translational elongation.
UCCGGGUUACGUCUGAUGCAAUAUGGCGGAAAGACUGUAACCUAGCUGACUUACUUUCACAACUAAAUGAAAUGUAUUCUGGAGUAAUCGCAUACCUAAACUGGAAGCAUUCGUUACAUUUACGACCGAAUUACAAUUAGAGACUAAAAUUUUUAAUCAUGGAGAACGAUUUAGAAAUAUUCGAACCAACAGAGAUGGAAAAGCUGCCUGCAAAUUUGCCUCCAGAGGUUGAAGAAGGUAAUAUAGAAUAUAAGCUAAAGCUAGUAAAUCCAAGUCCACAUAGAAUAGAACAUUUAGUUACUCAGAUGAAAUGGAGAUUAGAGGAGGGACAAGGGGAGGCAAUCUAUGAGAUAGGGGUGGAAGAUAAUGGACUGCUGGUUGGUCUGUCACCCAUGGAGCUCAGAGCCUCUGUACAUACACUGGAAAAUAUGGCUGAAAGGCUCGGCGCUACAUUAACGAUAUUGAGAGAACGUUGUGUGGAGGGUGACUAUGGUGAGGAGGACAGGAGAGCUCUAGAAAUUCUAGUCCGCAGAGUCCCAGACGAUCAGAAGUUUAUAGACUUAAGGAUGUCGGUGUUAGGGAAUGUGGAUGCUGGGAAGAGUACACUUCUUGGCGUGUUAACUCACGGAGAGCUAGAUAACGGCAGGGGAAGGUCGCGUCUCAACUUAUUCCGACAUUUACAUGAGAUACAGUCUGGUAGAACGUCCUGUAUUAGUCAUGAGAUUGUGGGCUUCAACAGUUCAGGAGAGGUAGUUAACUACAGUGAGUCUAGGUCUGUAGAGGAGAUCUGUGAAAACUCCACCAAGUUGAUUACACUGAUGGACCUGGCAGGACAUCAUAAAUACUUGAAGACAACAAUCUUUGGUCUGACUUGUUACUCUCCUGACUUCUCAAUGCUUGUUGUCAGUGCUAACACUGGAAUGGCUGGUACUACAAAAGAGCAUUUAGGGUUUGCCCUAGCCUUGAAGGUUCCUGUCUUUGUUGUGGUGACAAAGAUAGAUAUGUGUCGCAAGUUUCUGAUUGAGAAAACAGUGAGCCAGUUAGAAAAGAUACUGAAAUCUCCUGGAUGUAAGAAGAUACCAGUGAGAGUGGAGACUGAAGAUGACGCAAUUACUGCUGCUCAGAACUUCGAUUCUGAAAAAAUAGUGCCAAUAUUCCGAGUGUCAUCGGUGACGGGAGCUAACCUAGAUCUUUUAUUCAAAUUCCUUAAUGUUAUACCACCAUUAAAUAAAGAGAGGGACAAACUUGUCCAAGGACCAACUGAAUACCAGGUAGAUGAGGUAUUUAAUGUCCCAGGUGUUGGUAAUGUUGUUAGUGGCAGACUUCACAGUGGGUCUGUACGUGAAGCGGAUGAGCUCAUGUUGGGUCCAUGUGACGAUGGUCAGUUUCAGAAGGUCACUGUGAAGACCGUCCACAGAAACAGGCUACCCUGCAGGUUGAUACAGGCAGGUCAGGCCUCUACUGUAGCUCUGGAGAAUGUUGAAAGGGGGAAUCUCAGAAAGGGUAUGGUAUUAGUCAGUAAAGAACUGGUUGGAUGCAGUUUGGAGUUUGAAGCAGAUAUAUACUUGCUGUACCAUGACACACAGAUCUGUAAAGGGUUUCAGACCACUAUACAUAUUGGCAAUGUCUGUCAGACCGUGCAAGUGAUGACAAUUAAGGAAAAGGAUGCUGUAAAGACAAACCAUAGGGCUCAGGUUGUUUUCAAAUUCAUGAACCGACCAGAGUAUGUUAGGGUUGGGAGCCGACUACUCUUCCGACAGGGAACCACAAAGGGAGUUGGUGAAGUUAUAAAAGUUUAUCCUUACAUUGAUAUACCUGCACGGUAGACACAGUAAACAAGAGUUGAUAAAGGAGGAUAAUAUGAGUACAGCAACAGACCUUUAUAGAAAUCAGCUCCCAAUUCCAUAUUUAUAAUUCUGAAUGGAGUUUUACUCUAAAAUCAAAAAGAGACAGAGACUCUUCAAUGUGAUUUUAUUAUAUAUUUGUGGUGCCAGUCAUAGGGAAAUUUUAAUUUUUUCUUUUUUGAAGUUUCAAUUUUUAUAUAGUCUUUUUUGUCAAUAUAUUGCUUUUUAUGAUAUAUUUUAUAUAUUUAUCAAUGUGUGUGCUUUGUAUUGUGCUCAUGAAUAGUUUAAUAAAUUUGAUUCCCACAAUCAUUAUUGCCUCAUAGUUCAUAGGGAAGUUGAUCAUGCAUUUAAAUAAGGUGACAAAUUGAUGUAAACUGCUUGGUUUUUGAUAAUUUUGAGACAGGAUUAACCACCAGCUGUUAGCUACUCAUUUUAAAACUAUGGCAUUAUUUUUUUGGCUUUUUCAUAAUACCUUGAACAAUGACCUACAGCAUUUUAAAGUGUACCACUUAAAAGUUGAUUUUUUUUUCUGAGUAAAUUGCCUUAAAAUUGCUCCCUGAAACAGUUUCUGCUGAAAUAAAUUAUUAUUUGUUAAAAUGCUGGAGAUUUCCAGUCAAUCACUGUUGUUAUCAGUCAUAAAGCCAUCAAAUGUUCAUAAAAUACAUAAAUCUUGUGAUCUCCUUUGUCAGUAUAUAUUUGUGUUUAAUGUUGUAUAAUGUCUGUAUAAAUGUUCAGUGGCAAUAUAGCAAGUAUAGGGCUUUCAUGUGGAGGUGAAGUGUGGGGUUCUGACAUUUGUGAAGCGUUUUCUUUUUAAAGUUGGGUAAAGUUCGAAGUAAUGUUCAGCUGUGUGUAGAGUGGGGAAUUAUCUCAAAUUAUAGGUUUUGUCUUGAUAUUGAAAAUUGCCUGGGUUUCAAUGAAAAUCAGUAUGUACAUACACAACCAGAUAACUUGUCAAUGAUCAAAUUGUGUUUGAAAAAUUGUACGCCAUAGUUUAAUUCAAAAUAAUGUUUCAUUCUUUGGGGGUUUAAGAAGUUGAUUUCUAUGAUGACAGGGUACUGUUUUAAUUUUGUUCCCUUUUACUGAUUCUAACUUGUACUUUACCAAGGUUAAUCUGCUGUCAAGCACAGUCUGAAAUAUAAUGCUUGUCUCAAAUUAAUUGUUGGAGAUCUGGGUUUCCUUUAGAAUUAUAUUGUGUAUUUGUUACUGUUGCUGUUCUUUGUUUUGAAUAUGUUUGAUUUUUAAUCAGUGAACAAAAUGUUGCAUAUUUGUAAUUUUUAAAAGUUAUCAGCUGUUCUGUUAAGUUGUUUCAAGAUUUCGCUUUGUAUUAGAACUGCCUUUGAUAUCUAUCUACCACCUAUAUCCAGUUUUUUGAAUAUGAUAUGAUCAAGCAUACAAAAUUUUCUAUACAAUCAGUGUAUAAAGUAAAUAGGUUUAAGAAAUUUCCCAUACAUUCCUCAAAAACAUACCCUGAUGUUUUAGACUAUACAAAACACUUUGUAAGGGACAUAAAUUACAAAACAAGAGUAAAAAGUUGGGUUUUUUUAAACCGUAUUUUCCAGAUUUAGAAAAUUUGCCUAACUGAGCUAGUUUGAUACUUGGUUUCAUUAUUUAAUGUCUUAUAAUGAAAUCUGUUUGUGUGAAUUUUUAUGCAAUUUAUUUACAGUGAUAUAUAAUACAACUGUAUGUGAGAUUUUUAAGACUGCAUGAUUAUGGCAUAUUGAAAUCUUUCAAAAUCUUAUGCAAUUUUUAACUUUUUUAUUAUAAUACAGUGGAACUUCCGAAAACCAGACCUUCUAAAAACCGGAAACCUUUGAAAACCGCACGAAACCCAAAGUCCUGUUUUUUUUUGUUUUUUUUCGUUCUUGUAUAUAUUUUUAACCUCUGAAAACCGCACUAUUUUACAGGAGAGUUUAUAUUUUAACGCUAAAAUUGAGUUCGGAAAACCGAAUAGCAAAAUAUUUGCGGGAUUAUAAGUGUCUCCAGUCUUUAACAUGUUGUUAAGCCAAAAACGCCUUUGGUAAGUUGUCAUCAUGUUAUUUCUUUUUUUGCGGGGUGUGUUUAUUUUGACUCGCGAUGUUAUCACAAUGACCAUUUGAUGCAAAAGUAAAGAUAUAAUCGGCAAUUACUUUAAUUUGUUUUCAAUUUAUGAAAUUUAAACGUUAUGAAUUAAAUAUCUUACAUGUGGAAAGCUUUCUUAAUAUUUGAAUGAAAGAUAGAUCAGUGUUUUAAUUGAUUUAGUUACAUCGAUUAAACUAUGCAUUAUCAACAUCAGUUAAAUAUUGACGAACUUGGGACUUUAAAGACGAUAAAAUGUAAUUGGAAAAUAUUUGAGGAAAUGCUAUUAUUUUUUUAUAUACAUAAUGGCAAGAAUGGUGUUUUGCUUCAUCAGAUUAUUGUUGCUUUGCAAAAUGUCUGCUACACCUCAAUCUAAACGCAAAAGAACAGAAUUGUCCCUUGAGGACAAAAUAUUUUUUUUUUGUGAAUUGGAGUCUGUACCAACACCAACACUGAAGGUGUGUAUUUUUUAAUAAAAUAAAAAAGCGGCACAAUAAUAAACAAGAAUAAUGAAAUGAAUUUUAACUUUUCUUUAUAAAAUACAAAUAGGCUCAUAUUAAAUGAUCUAAUUAGACAAUCUGUUCAUGUCCGUUUUCGGUAUUGCAGUAGCUGAUGAUUUAUUUUUGAUAAAAGACAUGUUUUUAUAAUUGUUAUUUAUGUAUAAUACAUACUUGAUUAUCCUUAAUGUUUGUAAUUAAUUAAUUAAUUAUUUAAUUAAUCAAUUAAUUAAUUACUUUACACAAACUUAUAACAUUAAAACAGAUAAUAUUCCCUUCAUCCUCCUACGUGUAAGAAAACAUAACUAGUUCACCAUGUCCACUUUGCCUGAAAACUUCCAAACUUCUGAAUUCCGGAAACUUCCAAAUACCAAACUUUUAGGCUGGUCCGGAGGUCGUUCGGUUUUCGUAAGUUACACUGUAUAUUUUUUAUAGCAUGUUUCAAGAUGCAACAGUGAUAAAAAGUCAUUUCAUAUUUAGUUUUAGUUAGAUUGAAUAUAGUACUUAUUAAUUUAUGCCAGAUAAAUAUUUGCAUUGCAAAUCAGGUUUCUGUCAUAUCAAUUUAAAAAUGAAGUUUUUUUUGAAAGAAAAUGGUAAGAAACCCCAUUAAGAGUACUUUGUUAAGAAAAGCUUUCUUUGUUAUUUGCUUGUUUUGACAUGCUAGAGUUUGUAACAUUAUGUCUCAUUUUUAAUGAAUCCAGUUAUUUGUGAAUAAAUUUGUUUAAGUUUUAUAA